Dioscorea cayenensis subsp. rotundata (Guinea yam) is the source of this 1706-nucleotide messenger RNA. Its product is annotated as xylulose 5-phosphate/phosphate translocator, chloroplastic-like. Gene Ontology annotation, molecular function: triose-phosphate transmembrane transporter activity; antiporter activity; phosphoglycerate transmembrane transporter activity. The record is from RefSeq and is a predicted model, not a curated record. NCBI's taxonomy places the organism in Eukaryota, Viridiplantae, Streptophyta, Magnoliopsida, Dioscoreales, Dioscoreaceae. Gene Ontology annotation, cellular component: Golgi apparatus. The transcript has a single exon. The coding region runs from base 132 to 1550 and encodes 472 amino acids.
CUAAUUUAACCAACUCCUUCUGCACAAUAUUGUUUGUUAUAAGAACCCCCUUGCUUUCUUCGUCACGAUCAUCACUACUUACCACUACUUUCAUAUCUAUCUACACACUCCUUAUCCAAAUUUAAAGUACCAUGUUUUCCUUACACUCACUCCCCACAAUCUCAGCCAUUCCAAAAUCCAGGCCUCACUUUAUCCAUCCAAAACCAAUUCAUGGCUUCAAACUCCACCCCAACAACCCUGUUCCUCCUCAUCCCCUUCUCCACACCAUAACCAAACAUAGACUUAGACUCCUCUUUCCCAGUGCUACUUCUCCAGACCAAGACAGCAAGCUAACCAGCACUGAUUCCACUCAAUCUGAAUCUGACCCCUUUGAUCCAUUUCCUAAAGAAGAAGAAGACAGUGAAAACAAUCCAUGCAAACCACCACCUGAACAAGAGCAAGAAAAAGAACAAGAACAAGAACAAGAACAAGGAGAGAAAGAAGAUCAAGAAGAUGAUGGAGAAGAGAAAGAAGAACAAGAAAAAGAAAAAGGCGACGAACCUAUUCACCUCAAAUCCACAACAAUAACACCACCACAAUCUCCAACAACAAACAACAGCAACUUACAACUAGCACUAGUCUUUGGUCUGUGGUACUUCCAGAACGUAGUCUUCAACAUCUACAACAAGAAGGUGCUCAACCUCUUCCCAUUCCCAUGGCUACUCGCCUCGUUCCAACUCCUCGUUGGUUCCAUUUGGAUGUCCAUCCUCUGGUUCUCCGGCCUCCAACCCUUCCCACGUGUCAACAAACGUUUCCUCUCAGCUCUCCUAGUUCCAGCACUCUUCCACACCAUUGGUCACAUCUCAGCCUGUGUCGCCUUCUCCAAAGUCACCGUUUCUUUCACUCAUGUAAUCAAGGCCAGUGAACCAGUCUUCUCAGUCAUCUUAUCGGCUCUCCACGGCCAGUUCUAUCCCAUCCACAUCUGGCUCUCCGUCCUCCCCAUCGUCGCCGGCUGCUCUUUAGCAGCCAUCACCGAAGUCUCUUUCAACGUGCAUGGCCUCUGGGGAGCUCUCAUCAGCAACGUUGGCUUUGUACUACGUAACAUCUAUUCAAAACAAAGCCUCUAUGAUUUCAAACACAUCAAUGGUCUCAACCUCUAUGGUUUCAUAACCAUUGCAUCACUUCUGUACCUUGUUCCAGUAGCUGUUCUUGUUGAAGGGUCUAAAUGGGUGGAUGGGUUUCAGAUGGCAGUCAUGGCAGCGCCGGCACCAUGGAGUUUCUAUUCCUGGGUGGUGUUGUCUGGGAUCUUUUACCAUCUUUACAACCAGUCAUCAUACCAAGCAUUGGACAAGAUCAGUCCUCUAACAUUCUCAGUUGGUAACACUAUGAAGAGGGUGGUGGUCAUUGUUUCGUCUGUGUUGGUGUUUAGGAAUCCUAUCAUGCCUCUGAAUGCUUUGGGGUCAGCCAUUGCCAUCUUUGGGACUUUCUUGUAUUCACAGGCCAGCAUGAUUGGUAAGAAGCAGAAGAAGAAGGAUGAUGAUGUGGUUGCUGAUCAGCAGAUGAGUCUGUGAGACUAGUUCUUCAUGGCCGGUUCCUUUAAUUUGGUGCUUUGAUUGGGUAAUUAGUUUAUAUAUUUUUAUCAUUUUAUGAGAAAUAUAGCGAAAAGAUUCGAAUAAUGUGUACAGAGGGUGAGAGAAUAUUAAUUGUGGAGGAUUUACCUUGAAUCA